Messenger RNA from Eimeria mitis, 4833 nucleotides. Its product is annotated as centrosomal protein, putative. The transcript has 17 exons. The coding region runs from base 1 to 4833 and encodes 1610 amino acids. The record is from RefSeq and is a predicted model, not a curated record. Lineage: Eukaryota; Apicomplexa; Conoidasida; Eucoccidiorida; Eimeriidae.
AUGACCGCCCACACACUUACACACUGCAGCCAGGUGCUGCGGAAGCAGCAGCAGCAGCAGCAGCAGCAGCAGCAGCACCUGCUGCUGCAGCUGAACCUGCCCAGGCGAAUCGAUACACUGGACUGCAGCAGCAACAGCAGCAGCAAAGCUGAACCUGCCCAGGCGAAUCGAUACACUGGACUGCAGCAGCAACAGCAGCAGCAACAGCAGCAGCAACCGCAGCAGCAGCAACAAGAUCAGAAGCGUCAACAGCAGCAGCAGCAGCAGCAGCAACAGCAGCAGCAGCAGCAGCAGGCGCUGCUCCGCCGUCUCACCUCAUGGGUCGGCCCCCGUCUCUUUCACUUAACCAGAGAGACGGUAUCCAAGUGCCCCUACUUGCUGCAGCAGCUGCAGCAGCAGGAGCAGCAGCUGCAGCACCAGCUGCAGCAGCAGCAGCAGCAGCAGCAGCAACAGCAGCAGCAACAGCAGCAGCAGCAGCAAGAGGAGGAGGGGCUGGGUGCAGCAGCAGGGGGGCCCCCCAGCAGCGUGUGGGGGGAGAGGCUGCUGCGGCGGGAGUUUCGUUUGCUGCUGCUGCAGUGGCCCGAGAGAUGCAUGCGCUGCAGCUGCUUGUUUGACCCUAUGCUGUAUAGACGCAGCAGCAGCAGCAGCAGCAGCAGCAACAGCAGCAGCAGCAGCAACAGCAGCAGCAAAGAGGAGCUGCCUAUACACCCCGAUGAGGAUACAGAACUCGCUGCUGCUGCACCCGCCUGCUACUUCCAUCCUGGCUUUCUAUGCAGCAGCAGCAGCAGCAGGAGUUGCUGCUGCUGCAGCAGCAACAGCAGCAGCAACAGCAGCAGCUGCUGCUGCAGCUGCAGCAGCAGCACGCAACUCACAUACAGCUGCUGCGGCGCGGAGGAGGGCAGCCUCGGCUGUGUGGCGACGCAGCACAUCAGCAGCAAAAGCAAAGCAUGGCAGCAGCAGCAGCAGCAGCAGCAGCAGCAGCAGCGGCAGCAGCAGCAGAAGCAGCAGCAGCAGCUAGAUAUAUCGGAGCACAGCUGCUGCUGGGCCCCACAGAAGGAACGAGGGGAGGCUAGCGGAGGCGGCUGGGCAGCAGCAGCAGCAGCAGCAACAGCAGCAGCAGCAGCAGCAACAGCAACAGCAACAGCAACAGCAGCAGCAGCUGCUGCUGCUGCUGCAGCAAAACCAGAAACACAGAAGAGUAUAAAAGCAAAAGCUGCUGCUUCACAAGAGGAGACAGCAGCAGAUGUGGCUGGUGCUGAUGCUGCUGCUGGCGGGCUAGCGAAGCAGCAGCAGCAGCAGCAGCAGCAGCAGCAGCGGAGGCGACGGCAGCUGGAGCCGCAGCAGAAGCAAGAGCAUUUGGAACAGCAGCAGCAGCAGCUGCAGCAGCAGCAGCAGCAGAAACAGCAACAGAAGCAAGAACAGCAGGAACAGCAGCAGCAGCAGCAGCAGCAACAGCAACAGCACCAUCAACAGAAGCAGCAGAAGCAGCAGCAUCAACAGAAGCAUCAAAAGCAUCAGCAGCAACAGCAGCAACAGCGUCAGCAGCAGCAGCAGCAGCAGCAGCAGCAGCAGCAGCAGCAGCAAGAAAAGAAAAAAGAGGAGACUGGUUUGUUGCUCUCCUCUUCUUCUUUUUUCUCGUCUUCUUUUGGGGCUCAGCUAAUAGGCUGCCCCGCGGUGGGGGCCCCCCCCCCGGUCUGUGGUGGGGGCCCCCUGUACCCUAGCGCGCUUGCUCUUCCUGCUGCUGCUGCUGCUGCAGGUGCUGCUGCUGCUGCUGCUGGGGGUGAUGCAGCAGGGCCUGCUGCUGCUUACGGAGGCAAAGCAGAAGACGAGGAGGAAUAUCAACAGCAGCAGCAGCAGCAGCAGCAGCAGCAGCAGCAGCAGCAGCAGGAGUGCGUUGCUGCUGCUGCUGCAUUGGCUGCAGGGCCUGCUGCUGCUUACGGAGGCAAAGCAGAAGACGAGGAGGAAUAUCAGCAGCAGCAGCAGCAGCAGCAGCAGCAGCAGCAGCAGGAGUGCGUUGCUGCUGCUGCUGCAUUGGCGGUGCAGCAGCAGUAUUCAGGAGAGCAGCAGCAAGACCUAGUAGGUUACCCUGGGGGAGGGGGGCCCCCAGAGGGGCCCCCAGAGGGGGGGGCCCCCGAGGGGGCCCCCCAUGAGGGGGCCCCCCCUGAGGGGCCCCUGGAUGGGUGGUGCUGCGAGGGGCCCCCUGCGGUGUGGAGCUGCGACUACCUGCAGCAGCUGCAGCAGCAGCAGCAGCAGCAGCAGCAGCUGCUGAUGAUGAUGAUGAUGUAUUGCCCCUUCUGUCCGUACACUGCAGGCAGCUGGGGGGGCCUCUUACCUUCUCUUUCUGCUGCUGCAACCCCCCCCUCUCUCUCCUCUUCGGGGGCCCCCCCUUGUCUCUCACCGGGGGCCCCCCCCUGUCUCUCGCCGGGGGCCCCCUGUCUCUCUCCUGGGGGCCCCCCUCUAUCCCCGGGGGCCCCCGGCUUGUUCAGCAGCCACAUCAGCGCAGCAUCAUCACCACACAGCAGCCACCACACACACGAUGAACACCCUGGGGGGCCCCCAGGGGGCCCCCCAGGGGGGCCCCUAGGGGACGGGCCCCUGGAGGGUACAGAGGAUGGGGGGCCCCCAGGGGGGCUCACAGGGGGGCCCCCAGAGGGGCCCUUGCAUGGGGGGUUUGUUGAGGGGCCCCCUGGGGUUGACGUGGGUUUGAUGGGGGCCCCUAUAGGGGCCCCUCUAGGGGCCCCCUUUGGGGGCCCCCUGGGGGCCCCCCCUUGCUGCGUUGGAGGCAGUGCAGAUAUAGAAGAUAUGAGGAGGCCCCCUAAACUGUACCCUAACAGGAACGGGGGGGGGCCCCAGGGAGGGGGGGGGGCCCCCAGCGAGCUGCCUUGCUGCAGGAAGGGGCGGUGGCUGCAGCCGAAAGGAGAAGCAGCAGCAGCAACAGCAGCAGCAGCAGCAGCAGCAGAAGAGGGAGGGGGACCAGAUAAUAAGGAAAGGGAGGAGACAGCUGAUAGCCAGAAGGGGCGCAGCGAGGAGACAGAGCAGCAGCAGCAGCAGCAGCAGCAGCAGCAGCAGCAGCAGCAGCAGGAGCACCAACUUCAGUGUUUGCAGAAACAGCACCAAGGCCAGAAGCUGUUGCGGGAUCAUCCGGAGCAGCAGCAGCAGCAGCAGCAGCAACAGCAGCAGCAGCAGCAACAGCAGCAGCAGCUGCAGCUGCAGCAGCAGCAGGGGCGCUCACGCACAAGGCUAAGUGUUCUGUUGUCAGAAGAUGAUGAUGAUGAAGAAGACGAGGAGCAGCAAGAAGCAGCAGCAGCAGCAGCAGCAGCAGGGCGCCUGCCCGCAGCAAGAGAUUUGCCGCUGCUGCUGCAGCAGCAGCAGCAGCAGCACGAAGCAGUAGCUCGACAGCUGGAGCUGUCAGAGGCCGAGACAGCCAAGUACGCCCAGCAGCUGGCUAGCCUUCGGAAGGAGUGCCGUCAGCUGCGUUCGCGCCUCUCGAGUCAGCAGCUGCAGCUGCAGCAGCAGCAGCAGCAGCAGCAGCAGCAGCAACAGGACGCCGGCGUUAGCCCAGAGCUCUGCAGCAACCUCGAGAGAACCGUCAAGCAGGCGGAGUUCGUCAACGUCGAGUGGGAACACACAAAAGGAUCCCCCACAUUCCAGGCCCUGCUGGCCCACCCCCUGGCACGAACUCUGCCAGCUGAGCUUCAGCGGUGGUUGCUGAGUUCUAUCUCAUCACCAGAGGGUACAGUUGAGUCCCUAGGGGCCCCCGGGGCCCCUCUAGGGGGCCCCCAAGGGGCCCCUGGGGGCCCCCCAGACACCAGCCAACAGGCUAUGUCUGCAUGCGUCGAGACAGCACAGAAGCUAGUGAGAUGCGCGGGGGCCCUAGCUGUUGCAAUGGGGGGUUUAGGUGAUGGAGGGGGGGGCCCCCAGGGGCCCCCGGGGCCCCCUUGGGGCCCCUCUUCUGUAGGAAAUUCAACUGUAGUGACACCGCGAGGUACUGAAGAGGGUACUGGUACUGGUGAGGGGCCCCCUGGUGGGUUGGAUGCUGCUGAGGCGGAGAGGAGACUGAGACAAGAAACAGCUAAGAGGCUGCAGCUGCAGCACCAAGCAGCAGCACUACAGAGAAGAGCUGGCAACGAGGAGAUAGAAGGACUGAAAGCUCAGCUUGGAAGGGUUACAGAACAACUCGAUACUGUCAGACACCUCUACAAGGACUUGCUGGCUAACUACGAAAAGAGACAAAACAACAAACAGCAGGAUGCAUCAGAAGAACUAACAGAAGAGAAUAAAGAUCUUCUCCUUCAACUCCGUUCAUGGCAGGCUUCACAUGCUGCUGUUUCCCGCGCUUUGCAAGACGCCUUGGGGGAGCUUGCGGAUCUUCGGGGGGACGCAGCUAGAGUGCAUGCGCUCGAAAAAGAACUGGAAACCGUCAAGAAAGAAAGCGGAAGACUGGAAGAAAUCCGCGAAAUUCAGAGCCUCUCAGAAGUGGAAUUAAUAAAAGCUCAUUCAGAAAGAGAUGAAAUGGAGAAAGAACUACGAGAAACAAAAAUGGCUGUAGAGAAAUAUGCACGCGUCUUGAAACGAGUUCAGACAGACUGCGACGCCACCGUCAGCCGGCUGCGCAACGAGUUGGCCACAACGCAGAAUGAAAUGCAAGCGAUGAAAAGUGACAUUGAGGCGGCAAGUGUAUUUCACAUUUUCUCCGUGGUAGCUUGCGGUAACGAAACACUCAAGGCACAAAUUCAAGACCUAGAGAAACGACUGGCAGAGGCAGAGCAACAGCGAGAGGAUGCAACUGCAACAGCAAAAAAAUAUGAAGAAGACAACAAAACUAUCUCGUGA